This is a messenger RNA of Microplitis mediator, 2363 nucleotides long. RefSeq names its product putative ankyrin repeat protein RF_0381. Bases 903 to 2264 code for a protein of 453 amino acids. Lineage: Eukaryota; Metazoa; Arthropoda; Insecta; Hymenoptera; Braconidae. The record is from RefSeq and is a predicted model, not a curated record. The transcript has 2 exons. Gene Ontology annotation, molecular function: protein binding.
GGUCGACCAAACUACUCUUCAGUACAAAGAAUAGAUAUCAUAGUGCGCGUAAAGUUUACGCGUCAAAGGAAAAGAUAUAUCGUCGUUAUGUUUAAGAAUAAUUUUCUUCUUUAAAUAAGUCACAGAGAUUGAUGAAAAAUUUAAAACGCACUAAAAUGCCGGACAAUGAGAAUCCAAUUAAAAGAAUACGUUUAGAUGGACCAGCUUCAGGAUCUGAUGCCAGGAAUCAUGAUAACAAUGAUGAUAAUUUAUCUGACAAUGAUAGUGAGUUAUUAUCGUCUCUUGGUGAGGACGAUUGCGACUUCAUUAGUACUGAUGAAAGUGAAGAAAAUUCAUCUGCGAAUCCAAGAAAUUCUCAAAAAGAAGAAGAAGAAGAAGCAAUAAAAGAAGAAAAAAAAGAAAUUAAAAAUACAAGACUUCACGUGGCCGUAAUUGAUGAAGACAUAGAAUUGAUUAAUGAAAUUCUGAGUUCCGGAGUCGACAUUGAUGCACCUGGUGAGAAAAACCAGACAGCACUCCACUUGGCUGUUUAUAAUAAGAAUUUGCCAAUCAUCGAGUGUCUGCUAGAGUACGGAGCCAGUGCAUUUGUUUCGAAUAAAUCAGAUGAUCAAUCUGUACAUUGGGAAACUCCAUUACAUACUGCAGUAAGAGAAGAUCGUCUGGACAUUGUUAAAUUACUCUUGACAACGCAGGUAGACGUAGACAAACUGAUGAAAAAUUAUUAUACAGUCUUGGAAUUUGCAAAUCAACAUAGAAAUUACAAACUAAGAAACUGUUUGCUUAGAAGUUCAAGCCACGUUGAAAGCAAGAACUUGAUAAAUAGAAUGCCGAGUACUUCUUCAGUAGAAACCUUGCGUAAAACGGAUGACAAAGAAAAUUCAAUGUAAGAAAAAAAUUCAAAUAUGAAUUUGUUUAACAGAGAUGGUCAAACACCACUGUUCCUAGCAGUUCAAAAUAAAAGUAUAGAUAUAGUUGGAUAUUUGUUGGAUAACGGAGCUGAUAUAAAUAGGAGAAAUUACAUUAAUGGUAGUUUUGAUUGUACUGCAUUAUUUAUUGCAAUUGAAAUCGAUGACGAAAAUAUGGUACAGUUUCUAUUAAAUAAUGAAAAUUGUAACAUUAUGACUAAAACGUGCAGUGGCUUUACACCACUCGAUACUGCAACUCGUCGUGAUAAUUUAGUAAUCGUUAAGAUGCUAAUUGACAAAAUUGCCAAACAUAAAGUAUAUGGUAAAGAUAUAAUUAGUCACUUGUUGUCAUCCUUUCAUACGGCCAUUCAUAGAAGUUUUAUGGAGAUAACGAAAUAUUAUUUGGAUACUUUUAAAAUUCUAAUUAAUAUGAAGUCAAUGCAGGGAGAAACUCCAUUGGAAAGCGCGGCAAGAGUUAAUAAUUUGGAAAUAUUUAAAUUACUACUGGACUAUGGAGCCGAAAUUAAUUAUUCUUUAAAAGAGAGAUAUGAAAGGGUGGUCGAAGGAAAAUCUCCGAUGUCUUAUGCAGUACUAAAUGCAAAUGAUAUGAUGGUAGAUUUAAUUUUCAGCAGAGGUACUCAAACCAACUGUUUCGAUAAGUCAAAGAAUGGAGUAACGAUACUGCACUUGGCUGUUCAUUCAGGAAGUAAGGAUAUUAUUAAAAGAUUAUUAGAUCGUGGGCUUGAUAUAAAUAGUAAAUGUAAAAUAAAUGGUUACAAAGAAAUGACACCGUUACUUUAUGCUGCAUGUCGAAAUUCAAAUGACAUUGUUCCGUUGUUGGUAGCGAAAGGAGCGAACUUGAAUGACACGGCCAAAGUAAAAUCUAAACGCAUGUCUAUUAUUGAUAUCGCUAUUAGAGAACGCUGUGGUGGCGAUUUUGUGAUGAUGUUAUUAAAUGAGGGUGCUGAUAUUAAUAUUUCGAGCAUUACUGAUCGCAGGUUGACGGAAAAAACUUCAAAGAUACUCGAGCGACAUUUACUUAAACUAAAAGCUGCUGAACUAUUUGUACACAACAAAUUUGACGGUUGGGUCAGUCUUGGAAUGGAGAAGAAAGUAUUUUACAAUAAAUGCCGAAAAGAAGUUAAAAAGAUGAAAGAGAAAAUAAUUAAUGAGGGUACGAUUUGUUAUUAUGAUUUGCUGAUUAAGAGGGUCGAUCAGGUGGCAAUGUUUGCAGACAAUAAAGAUAUUGAAGAGGCUCUGGAGUUCGGUAAGCUCGAGGCAAAGUUUCCGCUCUACGCAGAGAUGUUGCUUUAUAAUUUCAAAAGAGGACAGAGGCGUCAUCAACUGUUGAAGGCUUAAGAGAUGCUGAGGGAUAUUUUUAUCAACUUGCCCGAUGAUUGUGUGCCAAAAAUUUUAAUGUAUUUUAAUAAUUAUGAUUUAUUGAGGUGUGCAGGAAAA